AACCUCAUGGAGACCCACACAGCCGCCGCCCCUGACGGGAGUUUCGUUCCGUCACUCCUGCUCCUGAUCAGCGGGACGCUGGUGACCACUCUACUAGGUGCUGCACACUGCCUAGGACUGUUCUACCAACUGAGGCACAAGGUGGACAAGACCAGUGUCCGGCAUGGCGGGGAGACUGUGGCCACUGUGCUCCGUGCUCACGGCGUUCGCUUCCUCUUCACGCUGGUUGGUGGACACAUCUCUCCGCUGCUGGUGGCCUGCGAGAAGCUGGGCAUCCGUGUGGUGGACACACGCCACGAGGUCACAGCCGUGUUUGCAGCUGAUGCGGUGGCCCGCCUGUCUGGGACGGUGGGCGUAGCAGCAGUGACGGCAGGCCCUGGCCUCACCAACACCGUGACAGCGAUAAAGAAUGCCCAGAUGUCCCAAUCCCCGGUCCUGCUCCUAGGGGGUGCCGCCAGCACCUUGCUGCAGAACCGGGGGGCACUCCAAGCCAUUGACCAGAUGUCACUGUUCCGACCUCUGUGCAAGUUCUGUGCUUCGGUGCGGAGGGUGCGGGACAUUGUGCCCACACUGAGGGCGGCCUUGGCAGCUGCCCAGUCAGGCACCCCGGGCCCGGUGUUUGUGGAGCUGCCCAUUGACGUGCUGUACCCCUACUUCAUGGUCCAGAAGGAGAUGCUGCCUGCCAAGCCACCCAAGGGCCUCCUGGGUUGGGGAGUCACCUGGUACUUAAAGAAUCACCUGGCCAACCUCUUUGCGGGGGCCUGGGAACCUCAGCCUGAAGGGCCCUUGCCCCUGGAUAUCCCCCAAGCACCCCCGCAGCAGAUCCAGCGCUGUAUAGAAAUCUUGAGCCGGGCCAAGAGGCCCCUGAUUUUACUGGGGAGCCAGGCUCUGCUGCCCCCGACACCUGCCGACAAGCUUGGGGCAGCUGUGGAGACUCUGGGUGUCCCCUGCUUCCUGGGAGGCAUGGCACGAGGGCUGCUGGGCCGCCACAAUCCCCUCCACAUCCGGCAGAACCGCAGCGCCGCUCUGAAAAAGGCUGAUGUGGUUGUCCUGGCAGGAAUCGUGUGCGAUUUCCGCUUGUCCUAUGGCCGUGUCCUCAGCCGCAGCAGCAAGAUCAUCGUCGUCAACCGUGACCGGAAAGAGAUGCUGCUCAACUCAGACUUAUUUUGGAAGCCCCAUGAGGCUGUCCAGGGAGAUGUGGCGCCUUUCAUGCUGAAGCUGGCCGAGGGCCUGCGGGGCCACACAUGGGCACCAGACUGGGUGGAAGAGCUUCGUGAAGCUGACCGGCAGAAGGAGCAGACCUUCCGGGAGAAGGCAGCGAGGCCCAUGACCCAGCACCUGAACCCCGUACGGGUACUCCAGCUGGUGGAGGAGACCCUACCUGAGAAUGUGCUCCUGGUGGUUGAUGGUGGAGACUUCGUGGGCACAGCUGCCCACCUGGUACGGCCUCGAGGGCCCCUGCGCUGGCUGGAUCCUGGGGCCUUCGGGACACUGGGGGUCGGUGGAGGGUUCGCACUUGGGGCCAAGCUGUGCCGGCCAGAUGCUGAGGUCUGGUGCCUGUUUGGGGAUGGAGCCUUUGGCUACAGCCUCAUAGAGUUUGACACUUUUGUCCGACACAAGACCCCGGUGAUUGCCUUGGUAGGAAAUGAUGCUGGCUGGACGCAAAUUUCCCGAGAGCAGGUGCCCUCUUUGGGUAGCAACGUGGCCUGUGGCUUGGCCUACACAGAAUAUCACAAGGCAGCUAUGGGCCUGGGGGCCCGGGGCUUGCUGCUCUCCCAGGAGAAUGAGGAUCAGGUGGUCCAGGUGCUACAUGAAGCCCAGCAGCAGUGCAAAGACGGCCACCCAGUAGUGGUUAACAUCCUAAUUGGGAAGACUGACUUCCGGGAUGGUUCCAUUGCAGUGUAA
This is a messenger RNA of Chrysochloris asiatica (Cape golden mole), 1905 nucleotides long. It is a transcript of the gene ILVBL, whose product is annotated as ilvB (bacterial acetolactate synthase)-like. Gene Ontology annotation, biological process: L-valine biosynthetic process. NCBI's taxonomy places the organism in Eukaryota, Metazoa, Chordata, Mammalia, Afrosoricida, Chrysochloridae. The record is from RefSeq and is a predicted model, not a curated record. The coding region runs from base 7 to 1905 and encodes 632 amino acids. The transcript has 15 exons. Gene Ontology annotation, cellular component: acetolactate synthase complex. Gene Ontology annotation, molecular function: flavin adenine dinucleotide binding; magnesium ion binding; acetolactate synthase activity.